AUGGACAUAAAUAACAAUAAUAAUAACAAUCAUGGUGGAGAGCCUCACUACGUUCCCGGAACACCUUUCCGUGGUAUUAACCUACUCAAUUCACUCCAAUCUGUAAGAGACAUGCCUGAAUUCCCAGCUGUGCCGUUAGCUUUGCCUACCUCUACCAACGCCAACUUGCCAGGUGUUGCUAUUACAGUGGAAAACGCAGACUUCGAGAUCUUUCACCUCGUCGACAAUUCCAUCGAACCUCUUAUAAACUUUAUCAACAGCGAUGAAAAGUAUCGGGCCAUGGCUGCAAAGUACGCUAACAUGAAAAAUGUACCAGUAAAAACAGCCAUACUGUACACCUGUAACAAACUGGUGAUGAUGGAUACAAACACCGCUUUCAACCAGAUAAUGUCUACUAAAGUCGGUAAAGCCUCGAUUGAUAGUCUCCCCAAGUUCGAUUUCGAAUCCAGUACUGCCGACAUCGAAUCACAUCUACUACUCAUUGAAAGUACCAUACCUUUGCCUAACGCCAGAGCUAAAGUAUUUUUCAACACUCUCAACGAGAAAUCCAGAGCCCUAACAAGAAACUUCCAUGUUGCCGCAAAUGCAUCUUGGAAUGAAUACAAAUCCAUGAUGGUGAAGCUAUUCAGUCGUGAGUUUCCACCAGAACACUAUGUCGGUAUUCUCGCCAAACUAAAGUUUCUGCCUAACCGCGACGACAUAGUUUCUUUCAAUCUGACCUUCACAAAAGUGGUAAAUAAGACCAGAAACAUCGUGAACUCCCAGACGGCCGCUGCAAUGUAUGCCAAUGCUUUGCGUAAUGUAAGAAACUUGGAAUCCAUUAAAAACCUGCCAGACUUAGAAUCCCGUAUGUUGGAGACCGCAGAGUUAGUUGUUAAAUAUGGCAUAAACGGUCGACGUAUCUGUACCUUACAGAAUAUUGUUGAUGAUGAGGAGAAAGUUGGUUCAAAGAACCAUAAAGGUGGCUUUGUUGAAAAAAGACCACAUGAUUUCAAAAAGAAUCUCCAUAAAAAUAAAAAUAACCACCACGGUGCUAAGCCAGCAUGUUACGUAUGUGGUAAAGUCGGUCAUCUUGCUAAAGACUGUUACUUUAAAAACAAGAACAAAGAUGCUACUGUUAACUUUAUAAACAGUACACCAGCAAUACAAGCUGUAAUCAAUGACCAGAAAACGGUCGCGGUUGUAGACACCGGAGCAGACAUAUCAGUCAUAAGUAAAGACAUGGCAAAACGUCUAAAUGUAAGCAUACAAAAAUGUAAUCCUAUUAAAAUUAAUAAUGUUAGUAAUUCUAUAUUAUGUAAUGAAUUUACAAACAUAAAAUUUUAUAUUACUACGGAUAAUAAUAAAAGAUUAGAAUGUAAUGAAAAAUUCUAUGUUAUUAAUACCCACAUUGAUUAUAUCAUAUUAGGUGUGAACUGGCAAGCUUCAGCCUGUAUUACCCUGUCUGCUAAUCCAGAAGGUGUAAUAAUAUCAGUAAAAGUUAAUAAUGAUAUACACAAACUAAUUAAUCUUAACAAAAAUAGUUUAAACAAAAAUCUAAUAAAAAUUAAAUUAAAUGAAUUAAAGAACGAACGUAAAGUUCAAGAUAAAAAUAUUAAUUUUUUGAAAAAUAAAAUUAAUAAAAUAAAUGUGAAAAAUCGUGAUCAGUUUAACGAAUUAGAUCGAUUAUUAAAAAAACAAAAUUUAAUUCAGUCUGAGAUUAAAAAAAUUAUUGAUGACGUAAAUAAAGAUAAUAGGGUUAAAAAUAAAAAUAAUACUGAUUUCACGCCCCAUUAUGCUUGGGUGAAUAUAAAUGAAAUCUAUGAUGAUAUUUCAAAAGAUGUAGAUACAGAUAAUGAUAAAAAAAUGAAUGAAUCUGUUACAGAUAAUAUCGACAUCGAAAACGAAACAAAAGUUGUAGAAACUUUGAAACGGUUAUUCCCAAACGUGUUUAUACCGUUUGAUGGUUUACCACCUUCAAGAGGUAAACAGUUUGAUAUGACAAUUAAAUUAAAAACGGAAGAGAUUCCCAAAUCAAAGUUAUAUCCUGUACCAAUAGCACACUUAGAAGAAUUAAAAAAACAAAUUAAUGAUAGAUUGAAUAAAGGGUGGAUCAAGAGAUCUAGAUCCCCAUUUGGUAGUCCUAUCUUAUUCGUCUCUAAACCAGACGGUGGAUGGAGACUUUGUGUCGACUACAGAGAGCUAAAUAAAAUUACUGUUCGUGAUGAUUAUCCUCUUCCAAGGAUUAAUGAAUUAUUAAAUAAUACAAGAUUAGCUUACUGGCUAUCAAAGUUGGAUCUGUUAGACGGAUACCAUCAAAUUCGUAUCAAUGAAGGCGAACAAUACAAAACUGCUUUUAAAACUACAUUUGGUACAUUUGAAUAUACAGUAACACCGUUCGGGUUAGCCGGAGCAGGUGCUAAUUUUCAACGAUUAAUGGAUCACAUAUUCCAGUUGGAAAUUUUAAAUAUGAAAAUAUGUGUAUAUCUAGAUGAUAUAUUAAUCAUGACUAAUUCAGAUAGUUUAGACGAUCAUAUCAAUGAUUUGAUCGAAAUUUUUAAAAUUUUACAAAAACAUGACUUUAAAGUCAAAUUAUCGAAAUGUAAAUUUGCUAGACGAGAAAUUGAAUUCUUAGGUCAUGUAGUUGGUCGUGGAGUAAUAAAACCACUUCACAAUAAAAUAGAAUCAAUUUUAAAUUGGAAAAAACCCGAGAAUAAGAAUGAAAUGAGAUCAUUCAUAGGUUUAGUGGGUUAUUAUAGAAGAUUUAUCAGUAAUGUAUCAUCUAUUGAGAUUCCUUUACUUAAUAUGAUAAAAGAUAAAUCUGAAUUUGUGUGGACUGAAGAAGCCACAAAUGCUUUUAAUCAGAUUAAGAAAUUGGUCGAAGAUGUUAAAUAUCUUGUCGCACCAAAUUAUACAAUACCAUUUCAUCUUGAGUGUGACGCAUCUAAAUACGGCAUUGGUCAUGCUCUAUAUCAAAUUAAUAAGUUAGAUAAUAUAACCAGAGAUUUCAUCUCUUUUGGUUCAAGAAAACUCACAAUCAGUGAAAUAAAUUACACUGUGUUAGAAAAAGAAUUGUUAUCAAUCAUUCAUGCUUUGAAAGUAAAUUAUUAUCAUUUGAUAGGACACGAAGUGAUUAUAAAUACUGAUCACAAAAAUAUCAAGUUCCUACGCGAACAAUACGCAAUAGGAAUUAAUUCUAGAAUCAACAGAUGGUUACAAUUCAUUGAGUUGUUUAAUCCGACAUUACAAUACAUAAAAGGUGAAACAAAUGUUAUAGCCGAUGGUUUAUCAAGAUAUACUUUUGAUAUCAAUAAUAUUAAAAUAUCUUAUGAUAAUGAUCUAUUAGAAAAUAUAAAAGAUAGUUAUAAAUUGGAAAUCAAAAUGAUUGAAAACGAUGAAAUUAAACUACAAUCUAUUUAUAAAAGUGAUAAAGUUACAACUCUAAAUGAUGUUAAAUAUUUUGAAGGUAAAAUUAUUAUACCUAUGGUAAAGCCAUUAAUUGAUCAAAUAUUACAUUUAUAUCAUAAUUCAUCUACAUCUGCACAUAUCAAUGCGUUUAGCAUGUUAGAACAAAUUUCUAAAAAAUUUAUUUGGGAUUCAAUGAAAUCCGAUAUUUAUAAAUUUUAUAAAAGAUGUGAUGUAUGUAACAAAGGUAGUGAUUAUGGUGAUAAGAGAAGAGGUUUUUUACAACCAUUACCAAUAAUGAAUGACAGAUUUUUAGCACUGUCAUGUGACUUUAUUACGAAUUUAAAUGAAGUGGAAGAUAGUAAUGGUAGAAAAUUCAAUCAAAUCUGGGUAAUCGUAGAUAGAUUUUCAAAGUAUACUACAUUAAUACCCACGCAUAGCACAUAUACUUCUUUAGAACUUGCUAGAUUAUUCAAAAGCGAGUUUAUAAAGAUACACGGAGUACCAUUAUACAUCUCCAGCGAUAGAGACAGCAAACUAACUUCCAAAACUUGGAAAGAAUUUGCUAAAUUAUUAAAUAUCAAACUUAAUUUCACUACAGCUGAUCAUCAACAAGCUAAUGGACAAGCUGAGAUAGUGAUUAGAGCGAUUAAAAAUACUUUAAGAAAGUUAUUAAUCGAAGACAAAGAAAAUGAUUUAAACAGAAAUUGGUAUCAACAUGUAGAUACAAUUCAGUUUGGAUUAAAUAAUACUAAAUCUACUUCUACAAAUUAUACACCAUUCUUAAUUGCUUAUGGUAGAAAUCCAUCUACUGUCGCCGACUUGGCAAUUCCUUUAAAUAGAGAACCAAGUGAUACAGUGAACGAUAAUGAGAUUGAAUCAUUAUUAAAUUAUACCUCUACAAUCAUUAUAAAUGUUAGAAAUAACUUAAUUAAGAUUAGAAACAAGAUGUUGUCUAAUUAUAAUAAAAAUAAAAAGUAUAAUGAUUUUAAGAUCGGUGAUAAAGUGUAUGUUAAGGAAAAGAGACCUUCCAAGAAGUGGAACAAAUUAGAAGCAGUAUACGCUGGUCCCUAUGAGAUCAUCGAUAUUGACAAACAAAAUUUAAAUAUAACUAUAAGAGAUUAUAUCUCUGGAGUUUCAAGAAUUAGAACAACGUCUAAAACGUUGCACGUAAAAUACUUUAAACACGCUCCAAAGGAUGACGUGAACGAGAGAGAAUACAUUCCAGUAGAAAAAUUAGAUUCUUUUCUAAAUAAUGAUGAAUUAAUAUCCGAUGUAAAAAUGUCUGAUAUCAGUAAUGAAGACGAAAUCACAGAUGAAACUAUGGAUCAAGACGACGUAGUUAAUCAUCAAGAUGAAAUUAAUCAAGACGAAGAUGAUAUCUCUGAUCUUGAAGAUUUAAAUGAUUUGAUGACUGAUAUAUCAAGUAUUGAUUCGUCAUUAGAACCUAAAGGACAUUUUUCAGAUUUACAGUUAUCGAGAAUCUUAAAUCCUGAAAAAAAUACAUAUCAUAAAGUUAGAGAAAUUUUAAAUAAUAAUAAAUCUAGCCCAAAUACAUUUAUAAAUCUUUUAAGAACUUUAGAAGAAAAGGAAUCAGUAAUAGAUUACCCUCACAACAAAGUAACAGAGGAAUCUAACCUUUUAAUAAAUAGUAUUAUGAAAUUUGCAAUAUCGCCAGAAUUAUUCGAAAUGAUUCAGAAAAGAUCAUUUAAAAUAGUAUCUAAAAGAAGAUUAACUAGUAACACUGAUUAUUUAGUUAAAAUAAGUAAUACUGUUGGAUGGGUUUCAAGACAAAUCCUCGCCAAACAUGCAUCCAAACAAAUCAACGAUUUCAACAAGAAAAUCGACAACCUCAACCCUGUAGCCAAUAUUAACAGUUUACUGUUUAGAGAGAACAAUAUUCUAAACGCCUUAGAGACAGUUACCAACCCACAUCACCGCAAUAAACUUAUGUCAAAGUACCAUAAGAUCAAAUCCAACACCGCUGUAUUCUUCUUGAAUACUUCUUUUUAA
Heterostelium album PN500 is the source of this 5397-nucleotide messenger RNA. RefSeq lists its product as uncharacterized. Lineage: Eukaryota; Evosea; Eumycetozoa; Acytosteliales; Acytosteliaceae. Gene Ontology annotation, molecular function: nucleic acid binding; zinc ion binding; aspartic-type endopeptidase activity. The record is from RefSeq and is a predicted model, not a curated record. The coding region runs from base 1 to 5397 and encodes 1798 amino acids. Gene Ontology annotation, biological process: DNA integration; proteolysis. The transcript has a single exon.